AUGCCGGACCUUCGGUCGUGCUCGCGCCAAGAGAUACUUGACUACUUGGACAAUGUGUGGGCAAUGACCGACGCGUUGUUUGCUACAUUGCAGGGCGAGCGUGCCUUCAUGACGCCACCGCCACACCAACUGCGUCACCCGCUCAUCUUUUACUACGGCCAUCCGACGACUUUUUUCGUCAACAAGUUUCUCGUGUCGGGGCUCAUUCAAGAGCCGGUAAACCCCUUCUUCGAACAUAUUUUCGAGGUAGGAGUGGAUGAGAUGCGUUGGGAUGACAUGAGCAAGAACGAGAUGCAGUGGCCUCACGUGGCAGACGUGUUGGCUUACCGUCGUCAGGUCUACCAGCUCAUUCGCAGUGUUGUAGAGACGCACCCGGGCCUCGAGCCCGGUCACGAGCAGAUCACCGAGGACAGUCCGCUAUGGGCACUGCAGAUGGCGCUCGAACAUGAACGCAUUCAUCACGAGACGUCCUCCAUGCUCAUGCUCGAGCACCCCGUCGAGUUUUUCCAGAGCACUUCAUUGCUGCCCGACUACCAUGACUCUGUGACCUACGACAACAAGAAAGUUGCGCUGCGUCCAGUUGCUGGCGUGGACUACCCGGAAAAUGAGUUUGUGGACGUGCCAGCCUCAAAGGUGCAAAUUGGCAAGCCCCGUGACUUUCCGUCGUUUGGGUGGGACAACGAAUACGGCCACCGCGAGGUGAAAGUGCCUGCAUGCCGUGCGACGAAAUUCCUCGUCUCUAAUGGCGAGUUCUACGACUUUGUGCGUGACGGAGGCUACCUUGACCCUUCGUAUUGGAGCGAUCUUGGCUGGGAGUGGCGCUGCUUCCGUAACACGAAGUGGCCGGCCUUUUGGAUGCAAGAUGGACCCUCGGGAAGCAACCGAUACAAGCUGCGUGUGAUGUUUGAUGUCGUGCCUAUGCCAUGGAGCUGGCCUGCUCAGGUGAACCUGCACGAAGCAAAGGCAUUCUGCAAGUGGAAGCAAGCCCAGCAAACGGACAAGAAGGUUUUCUACCACCUCACGACGGAGCCCAUUCACCAAUUGAUGCGUGAUGCGAAGGACCGCUCAGCCGAUGUGACGUCGGACGACAUUUUGACGCUGCCGGAAGACGUCAGCAUGGCUGCAGCCAUGGGCAAGAACCUUAACUGGUCUUAUUUGUCGCUUUCGCCCGUGGACGCCAUGCCGCCCACGACUCGAGGCUUCCACGAUGUGUUUGGCAACGCUUGGGAGUGGUGUGAAGACAUGUUUUCAGCUCUGCCUGGAUUUCGCGUCCACCCUUACUACGACGAUUUCAGUGAGCCAUGUUUCGACGGCGAGCACCAUGUUAUUAUGGGUGGAUCUUUUGCUAGUGCCGGCGGUAAUGGUGCAUCCAAGUUUGCGCGUUACCACUUCCGGCCUCACUUCUUCCAGCACGCAGGUUUCCGUGUUGUGGAACAAAAGGUGGAUGAUGAAGGCGCCAUCACGUUGGCGACCACUGACGUGAAUGCUCCACCACCGUAUGUGAACGGUGAUCCAUUUCGCUCUAGUGAACGCGUUGUGGUGUCAGAGGCUAGUCUCAAGAUGCAGGAUGAGAGGCCUGGAAUGAGCUGCGAAGGUCUUUUCAAGAACCUUCGUCGGCAGAGUGAGAAAGCGCUUAAAACGUUUGUAGCUUCGUCGACUCGCAAGGUGGCAGGCGAGUGUCUUUGUACUCGUGAAGGCACGGUAGCUGCCGCCAAGCUGAGACACCAAGUGAAUUGCGGUGAAGUUUUGGUAGUGGUUCCCAGCGAUGAAGCGACGCUCGCGGUACUAGAAGACAAAUUCGAGUUGUUAGCGACUGCGGAGGUGCCUAUGUUUAUUCAGGAAAGUGCUACCGAAGCUCGGGUUGUAGCGGAGACUGUGACGGCCUGGAAGAGAAUCUUGGAUUAA
Molecule: messenger RNA, 1905 nt
Organism: Peronospora farinosa
Lineage: Eukaryota; Oomycota; Peronosporomycetes; Peronosporales; Peronosporaceae
Source: the annotation of a GenBank genome assembly